Raphanus sativus (radish) is the source of this 469-nucleotide messenger RNA. Its product is annotated as arabinogalactan protein 21-like. The transcript has a single exon. NCBI's taxonomy places the organism in Eukaryota, Viridiplantae, Streptophyta, Magnoliopsida, Brassicales, Brassicaceae. The record is from RefSeq and is a predicted model, not a curated record. Bases 100 to 276 code for a protein of 58 amino acids.
CCACAAUUAUUAUCAUCAUAACACAACAAAACACACACAAAAGAAAAACAAAAUCUCUCUUCUAAAUUCCUGUUCUUCUUCCUACAUUAAACAUAACCAAUGGCAAUGAAGAUGAUGGUUGUUUUCAUGGUCGUUGCAGUGGCUUUCUCAGCUGUAGGACAAGCAGCUGCCGCCACCGUAGAAGCUCCGGCUCCAAGUCCAACUUCUGAUGCUGCCAUGUUUGUACCAGCAUUGUUUGCAUCUGUUGUUGCUUUAGCAUCUGGUCUUCUCUUUUGAGCCAAAACACACAUUUAUCAUUCUUCUUUUUUUUUGGUUCAUUUGUUUUAUUGUUUUUGCUAAUGAGUUGUGUGUCAUUUGAUUAUAUUGUUAAUAGAGUGUUGUAUUACUCUUAAUGUAACCAUCUGUUUCUCUGUGUUUUCUUCAGACUGUUUUAUGGCCUCGUUAAUCUUACAGUAUGUCCAAAAAUCCA